AUGUCUCUCGCACGCGCAUUUACAACUAGGAGGGCAAAGAAGCAGCUCGAUGUCGCUGCUCCUUCGCCAACUGCUCAACGACCGGCAACCCCAAAGUUCGCUCAUGCGUGCACAGAUUUCGGCCCCCGACUGAAACUUCUCUCUACAACCAAUAUGUUGUCAUACAAUGCACCGGAUCUCUACCCAAAGGAUGCCAGUAAACGAAUCGCAUCAAGCAGCACGGCAUCAACUCAUUCCGGAGAAGAGUCAGAUACCUCGCGAAUGACUAGCUCAACAAGUCUAACUUCUGCCGAUACAUUGUCAAUUGAAUCUCGUUCGCCAAUAACUCCAGCCGGAGAUCAUCUAUCGGCAUUCAACUUUGGCAAAAAAUCAAUUGAGAUUGCAUCUGGCGAUGAAGCACCUGGUAUUCCAAGCAGAGCUCCUUCACAUACUAAGAAGAACCACGAAAUCAUGUCUCGCAAAAACUCUGUUGCAAGAAUGUCGUCACCAAAGAGCUCUACCACUGUUCGAUCAACAAUGCAUAUGUUCUCACCAAAUGUUCAGGAAGCAGUUGCCACUGAACCACAUCCUUUCGGCAAAGAACUCGCUCAGGUUUCUGAGAUUGCUGAGGAAUAUGGCAUCACCAAGGAAACUUUGGCUGUUGUCGAUGAGGAAGAACAAGAGUUGAUAUCAAGAGGAUUAUUCAAAUUCAGAGCCGAAGACUACAUGAGUGAAAUACAAGGACUAUUCAUGAGUGCUUUUGGCGAAGUCAAACCUACCAUCGGACCAGUAUGGAUCUAG
This is a messenger RNA of Botrytis sinoallii, 780 nucleotides long. RefSeq lists its product as uncharacterized. The coding region runs from base 1 to 780 and encodes 259 amino acids. The transcript is spliced from 2 exons. Lineage: Eukaryota; Fungi; Ascomycota; Leotiomycetes; Helotiales; Sclerotiniaceae. The record is from RefSeq and is a predicted model, not a curated record.